This is a messenger RNA of Closterium sp. NIES-65, 1026 nucleotides long. NCBI's taxonomy places the organism in Eukaryota, Viridiplantae, Streptophyta, Zygnematophyceae, Desmidiales, Closteriaceae. The record is from the annotation of a GenBank genome assembly.
AUGCCCUCGCCAUUGUUCACGGUGCUGGUGGUCGUGUGGGUGGCAUGCGGCACAGCGAUAGCGGCGUGGCUGCUGUGGGAUCGGCACAAGCAGUACGAGGAUCACAGGGAGGAGGCGCUAGGCUUGUGGUGCAAGGAGCGCGCCCUCACGCUGCAGCAACUCGUUCUGGCCCACGCGGGGCAGAUACAGACUCUGGCGGGGUUAAUCUCUGUGAUGGGAACGCCAGGGCGGCCGGGCAAGUGGGACAUGGGGUGGUGUUUGAACUGCAACUUGUGGAUGUCGUAUCUCACUCGCACCGCUCAAACCCGCCCGGGGAACACCGGUGCGCUCGCGUGUACGGUGGUGCGCGAUGCAGAGAGGGCGGCCUUUGAGCGGGAAUACGGCAGCAUCAGAGACAACACGCUGAUUGUCAGCGCCCACCGCCCCAUCUACUGCGCCAAGGUCCUCGAGCUCACAACGCUGUGGGCCACCAACGGCCCCAGCAACAUCGACAUGUUUCAGCGAUUCUCCUGGGCCAUCCCAUUGGUGGAGGCAGGAAGGCACUUCUAUACCUGGCCCUACCCCCUCGCUAACCCGCUCACUCAUGCCGGAUUCGGUGUGGUCUUUCCUCUCUUUCGCAACCUCCCCACCAACCACUCGAAUCAGUCAGCAGCAGGGCGAGCAGUUUACGGGUCACUAGCUGCUUCCGUUGACGUGACUUACAUUGCUCAGAAGGUCCUAGAAGAGCUGUAUGCGCCUGACCCAUCCAAGUCCUUUGAGCUAUACGACAUCACCGAUCCAACCACUCUCUCCGCCAUCGUCUCUCCAGUCCCUCCCCACGCCUACUUCCGCCCCGACGACAAGCUCCCCUACAUGCACCCCUCCCCAGAGUCCGAAACUCGUCCCUGGGAGCAUCGAGCCGUGGUGCCUUUGGAGGAGAUGGGAGGGGGGGUGAGAAAGUACGAGGUCUGGUGCAGGCACACCCAGCCCCCCAGCGCGUGGCAGCAGUGGGGCAUCCCCAUCCUCAUCGCCGGAUCUAGAUCGUGA